Molecule: messenger RNA, 2503 nt
Organism: Epinephelus moara (kelp grouper)
Lineage: Eukaryota; Metazoa; Chordata; Actinopteri; Perciformes; Serranidae
Gene: spry2
Product: sprouty RTK signaling antagonist 2
Exons: 2
Coding region: 475-1527 (350 amino acids)
Biological process (GO): negative regulation of Ras protein signal transduction; multicellular organism development; negative regulation of fibroblast growth factor receptor signaling pathway
Cellular component (GO): cytosol; membrane
Source: RefSeq, a predicted model, not a curated record
AAAUCCCGACCUCCUCUCCGGAAAGAGCAAAAAAAAAAAAAAAAAAAACACACACACACAUACACACACACACACGAGAAAAGUAGUUGCAAACGCUCAGAGCCUUUGCUGAGAAAACACAACGAAUUAAAACUACUAGCGAGCUGGAGUUUGUCGCUCCUUUCUCCUGCUUUUUGUCCUCGUGCAAGAAAAGUGAAGCGAAGUUUAACGGCGGCGGGGACUGAUUGAAGUUUUCGCCUCGUGCUCUUGCGCAAAACAUGGGAUUUACGUCUUAGCGCUGCCUUUAACCGAAAUGCGCUCCGGCUGGAAACUUUCUCAAUGGAUUUUACCGACGGCUUCCCAGACUGAGGCGGUGAUAUUUGGAAUAAACUCUCUGCCACAUUGGAUUUAUUUCACCUAAACGGGGGCUAAAGCGUCGAAAGCACGGACUUCAGAUGUGUCCCAUGCCAGCCAGAGCGGCCCUUCAGUCCCGAGAUGGAUUCCACAAGUCAGAACGACAGCGAUGGGGGAGGAGGACGCCGCGGGUGGUCGCCGUCACCGACCGGCUCGCCGGGCACGCGGCAUGACGAAGGGAGACCGCAACCAAGGCCUCCGCAAACCCAGGACGGUCCGCCAGAUCCUGGGUUGACCGUCGGGCAGCCGCCCCACACUCUGGCAGUGCUAUCUCUGGAUCAGAUCCAGAUAAGUGGGAGUAGUAAUGAGUACACAGACGGGCCCACAGUCGCCCAAAGGUCUCCAGCCUCUCAGCAGAAGAGUGACUUGGUUACAUCACCAGGUUUAAGGACCAGUGGGCAGCAGGAGACUCGGGAAGAGGGGCCUAAUAAUCUCCGUAACCUGCAUUCAUUGACUCAGUAUGGAAACACAAAUACUUCCAUCACCUCCAGGGAGGGCGUGCUGCGGUCCUCCAGUGCGGAGGACUCCCAGAGUAGCAUCAGGACCAGCGUGGGGAGCACCUCCUCAGGCCAGAGACUCCUCAGCAGCCCAGCAGGCAGCAACCAGAUAAUCAGAACCCAGCCCAAACGUGCAGAGCUAAACUCAGAGGAGCUGAAACCCCUGAACAAUGAGCCCAGGGCUGUGUUGGCUGUGCCGGGCAGCGGAACAUAUAAAAAGAAUGGUAUACACACCAGCGAGUGUGAGGACUGUGGUCGUUGCAGUUGCCCAGAGUGCAGUCGCCCACGGGUGCUUCCUUCCUGCUGGAUGUGUGGGCGUCGCUGCGUGUGCUCGGCGCAGAGCGCGGUGGAGUACGGCACCUGCGUCUGCUGCGUCAAGGGGCUUUUCUACCACUGCUCCAGCGACGACGAGGACACAUGUGCAGACAAGCCCUUCUCAUGCUCACAGUCGCACUGCUGCGUCCGCUGGACCACCGUGUCGCUCCUCUCCCUGCUCUUCCCCUGCCUCCUGUGCUACCUCCCGGCUAAAGGAUGUGUCGCUGUGUGCCAGAGCUGCUAUGACCGAGUCAAACGACCCGGCUGUCGGUGCAAGAACACAAACCCAAUCCACUGUGAGGAUGUUGGCAAGCCAACGUAGACAAGCUGGUGGUGUAUGUUCGAACGCAGAAGGAUGGAGAGACUCCAUGUUGACUGAACUGAUAGAUGGCCCUGUAGUUGUGUAGUUGAAAGGUUUGAUUAGAGAGCUAAUGAGUUUUUGUGUUUUCCAUCUUGAUCUUCAUGCCUACCAGAUCUGGGCAGAGACAUUUUGCUUUCAAUUUUUAAGGCUGGUUGACAAAAAAGGUUACUACAAAAGGCACUGGAGGUGCGUCCACUCACCCUAGCAUCAGGAGUUUCACUUGAAAGGUAAACCAAAAUAAGCGCUCCACAUGUUAAAAGGUAUGAAGACAUAUUCAACUACUGUUUUGUCCUGAAAAUUCUUCCCUCAAGUGCCCAGAUGUCGUGUUGUUGCUAUGAGAGUCCAAAUGGAUAGCCUUUUUGUUUUUUAACAUUUAAUACAACUUAUAUGCUAAGAACAGACUCCUAUUACUAACUGUAUGUAAAGUAGUAAAUGCAAAGGGUAUGUACAUUAGAAAAUGAGUUUGACAGAUGUUUUAUUUUUGUACAUAUAAUAAUACUUCAACUGUGAAAAGUUUUCUGCCACACCAGAGGCACCUUGAUAAAUCCACAUUUAUAUGAAUCAGUAAACGUCAUUCAUACAAUGUUUUGUACAUUCACUGGAAUGUAUAUCAAUCAUUUUAUGUAAUUUACAAAGGAAAAAUCUUAUCCCUUCUACUUGUAAAUUGUACAGUGACCUUAUAUGAAAAAUUUAUUUUCUAAUUCCGACAUUGCUUAGUGUAAAGUUAAAAGUAUAUAUUUAUUUGAAGGUUUAUUAUUUUAUAAUGAAAAAUAUUUAUUUUGAGAAAGCAUUGUUAAUGUGUCACCUGUUAUGGGGCUACUUUGUGGUCACUGCAGAUUUUCGAGGUGACCCGUAGGAGUGUCAAAGCUGGAUGAAUAGUUCACUAUGAAUUAGAAGACAAAUAUAUUAACGUUUGAAAUUAAACAACCUUGAAGUC